This is a messenger RNA of Tupaia belangeri chinensis (Chinese tree shrew), 2116 nucleotides long. It is a transcript of the gene SIM2, whose product is annotated as SIM bHLH transcription factor 2. The record is from RefSeq and is a predicted model, not a curated record. Gene Ontology annotation, molecular function: protein dimerization activity; DNA-binding transcription factor activity, RNA polymerase II-specific; RNA polymerase II transcription regulatory region sequence-specific DNA binding. Gene Ontology annotation, biological process: regulation of transcription by RNA polymerase II. Lineage: Eukaryota; Metazoa; Chordata; Mammalia; Scandentia; Tupaiidae.
GGGUGCGGACACUCGGCUAAGGACUAAACAGCAGCGUCGUCUCUUCGCCGAGAACCCCGCACCCCUAACGAAAGCCGAGGCUGGGAGGCAGGAGGCAGGCAGGAAGAGCGAGCAGAAGCGAGUGGGAAGCAGGGCUUCGGGCGCCGCAGGACAGUUCAGCCCCGAGGAGGCUGCGCCCUGGGCCACGGCGGGCUGAGCCGGGCACGGCGGUGUUGGCUCGGAGCUCAGGACUGGCGGCUGCGGAGAGGCGUCUGGGAGCCCCAGGCUGGCCCUGCGCACCUGCCCUCGGCCGGCGCUCGAAACUCACCUGGACCUGGGCUCUCCCUUCCCCAUCCCCGCAGCCGCAGCCCGAGCGGGCUCCGUGGGCCUGGAGCACUACCGGGUCUAAUAUGCUCAGAGCCGAGGCGAGAUGAAGGAGAAGUCCAAGAAUGCGGCCAAGACCAGGAGGGAGAAGGAAAAUGGCGAGUUUUACGAGCUGGCCAAGCUGCUCCCGCUGCCGUCGGCCAUCACCUCGCAGCUGGACAAAGCGUCCAUCAUCCGACUCACCACGAGUUAUCUGAAGAUGCGCGCGGUCUUCCCCGAAGGUUUAGGAGACGCGUGGGGACAGCCAAGCCGUGCGGGGCCCCUGGACAGUGUCGCCAAGGAAUUGGGAUCACACUUGCUGCAGACUUUGGAUGGAUUCGUUUUUGUAGUAGCAUCGGAUGGCAAAAUCAUGUAUAUAUCAGAAACUGCUUCAGUGCAUUUAGGCUUAUCCCAGGUAGAAGUAACAGGGAACAGCAUUUAUGACUACUUCCAUCCUUCUGACCAUGACGAGAUGACCGCUGUCCUCACGGCCCAUCAGCCUCUCCACCAUCACCUGUUGCAAGAGUACGAGAUAGAGAGGUCAUUCUUUCUCCGAAUGAAGUGUGUCUUGGCGAAAAGAAAUGCGGGCCUGACAUGCAGUGGAUACAAGGUCAUCCACUGCAGUGGCUACUUGAAGAUCAGGCAGUAUAUGCUGGACAUGUCCCUGUAUGACUCGUGCUACCAGAUCGUGGGGCUGGUGGCCGUGGGCCAGUCUCUGCCACCCAGUGCCAUCACCGAGAUCAAGCUGCACAGCAACAUGUUCAUGUUCAGGGCCAGCCUUGACCUGAAGCUGAUAUUCCUGGAUUCCAGGGUGACCGAGCUGACGGGGUAUGAGCCACAGGACCUGAUCGAGAAGACCCUGUACCACCACGUGCACGGCUGUGACGUGUUCCACCUCCGCUUCGCGCACCAUCUCUUGCUGGUGAAGGGCCAGGUGACCACCAAGUACUACCGGCUGCUCUCCAAGAUGGGCGGCUGGGUGUGGGUGCAGAGCUACGCCACCGUCGUGCACAACAGCCGCUCCUCCCGGCCCCACUGCAUCGUGAGUGUCAAUUAUGUCCUCACGGAUAUUGAAUACAAGGAACUUCAGUUGUCCCUGGACCAGGUGUCCACUUCCAAGUCCCAGGACUCCUGGAGGACCGCCUUGUCUACCUCACAAGAAACUAGGAAGUUAGCUAAACCCAAAAACACGAAGAUGAGGACGAAGCCGAGAACAAACCCUUACCCCCCACAGCAAUACAGCUCAUUCCAAAUGGACAAACUGGAAUGCAGCCAGCUUGGAAACUGGAGAGCCAGUCCCCCCGCAAACACUCCCGCUCCCCCGGAACAGCAGCUCCAUUCAGAAAGCAGCGACCUCUUGUACGCACCGUCCUACAGCCUGCCCUUCUCCUACCAUUACGGACCCUUCCCUCUGGACUCUCACGUCUUCAGCACCAAAAAGCCAGUGUUGCCGGCCAAGUUUGGGCAGCCCCAAGGCUCCCCUUGUGAGGUGGCACGCUUUUUCCUGAGCACACUGCCAGCCAGUGGCGAAUGCCAGUGGCAUUAUGCCAGUCCCCUAGUGCCUAGCAGCCCGUCUCCAGCUAAAAACCUUUCUGAGCCGCCAGUGAACACUGCUCGGCACAGCCUGGUGCCAAACUACGAAGGUGGGUCGUGUUUGCACGCCGGGAUGGGAGGAUCGGGAAUCGCCAGAGGCCGCAGUGGUGGUGGCGGUGGGUGGCAAUGGAAAAAGAAUCCUCAGGCCCAGGGAAACCUUCCUUUUUCUGCCUCUCAGUAG